Messenger RNA from Emiliania huxleyi CCMP1516, 627 nucleotides. RefSeq lists its product as hypothetical. The record is from RefSeq and is a predicted model, not a curated record. NCBI's taxonomy places the organism in Eukaryota, Haptophyta, Isochrysidales, Noelaerhabdaceae. The annotation marks the transcript as partial. The transcript has 3 exons.
CCUACCGCCUGUAUCCACGCGAGCCGGCAGAACGCGAGCCGGCAAGCAUGUCCGGCGAGCAACGAGGCGAGAGGGGCGGGCCGAGCGCACUGCUGAGCGGGCUGCCCGUGCGCGACGCAAACGCCUUUGCCCAGCGGAAACUGGAUGCGGCGAGCUUCCCGGUCACGGAGGCGCCAACCUACCUCGCCACGCACGACCGCACGAGCCCCCCUCCCGACCAAGGCGUGUACCGGCGUCAAAAGGGUUCCCACCCACGCCUGCAGACCCACGCCCAUCCCUGCCCAUCGAAAAGCUCGCCCCGCCGCAGUUGUCGGCACGGAGACGACAAACAUCAUCCUGCGGCACUUCCGGCAGCUCGCCGAGAAGCAACGCGAGCGGCAAAAGCGGGCGCCCCCCGCUGCAGAGGCGGCGCGGAAAACCGCCAAGCUCGCCCGGCCGACAAGUCAAUGAUUCUUUCACUCUUUUUUCGGGCACUUUUUGAGAGGUGGAAGGCCGCUUCGGAAGGGCACCGUCGGCCCACCGUGAACCUUCCUUUUUUAGGUAGGUGCACCGGCUGUGCCGCUGUGCAGACACACACUCUCUCUCUUGCCACGGCUGUAUUAUUGAUGAAAACAAGCUGUCACCGAA